Molecule: messenger RNA, 1819 nt
Organism: Hemibagrus wyckioides
Lineage: Eukaryota; Metazoa; Chordata; Actinopteri; Siluriformes; Bagridae
Gene: ccdc15
Product: coiled-coil domain containing 15
Exons: 10
Coding region: 219-1694 (491 amino acids)
Cellular component (GO): centrosome
Source: RefSeq, a predicted model, not a curated record
AGCCGUUGCGAGGGUGCUGGCGUCACUUGUCAACAUGGUUUGAAUGGGAGAGAAACAGCUAGUGUGUUCUUUAAAUGGAAGAUUUGUAUUGAGUUUCUCUUCUAUUCAUUUAAAAAAAAGAAGUAGCUGAUGUGUAAUGAUAACACUAAUAUAAACGAUUAAACAUAUGGAAAUUUAGAAAGCCAGGGAUGGACAGUAAGCUGAUGUUAUGAAGUGAAAUGAGUCAACCGAGAGACGUCAAGAAGAGCGAAACAAACCAGAAAGGACGAAUAAAAGACGGAGGACAGAAAUUAAACACAAGAACAUGGAGAAAGCAGAGAGAAAUGCGGGUUUUAGCUGAGAGGAACCCGGCCGUGGUGCCGGUCGGUGCAUGGGUUGAAAGUGGAGCGGAGGAGCAGGAACAUCCAGCGAUCCGUGCGUUGCUCACGGAGGAGCUGCUCGAAGAAACCCGCAGGGCGAAGGAGGAGAGUCUGCGCCGGUUUCAGGAUGCGGUGCGCAGACGGGUAUCCGAGCAGGCCAGAAUACGUAAACAACAGCAGCUACAGAAGUUUUACAAUACAGCUGAAAGGGAGUGUGGAGAAUUCCAGCAGAGCGGUGACUCCAUUCAGCGCCUCACAUCUCACAAGAGUCGAAUUCCACCCUGGCCACAAGAGGAGCUCACUACCUGCAGCCCGAAUGCACGCUGGGUCAAGGCUCAAGAGCUCAAGGUAGCCAGCAGUGAUGAUCCGGACCAGUACAGACAUCAGCUUAGCAGAAUCAUGAAGCAGGUGAGACACAGACUGGCUGCGUGCCAGACCGUUCAAGAGAGCGAGGAUUUCUCAGAGCUUCCAGGAGGAAUAUGGAAAGUGUCUCCUGCUAGAGAUAAGACUGUCAGGAGAAUAAAUGAAGAUGACAGCGAAGAAGAGGAAGGAAAUGAAUAUGAUCUUGGCGAGGAAGAAGAGGUGUCGUUGGCGGGGCAACACGAUCGACCGGUUUGUUUGCAGAAUGGCAAGAUGGUGACUUUUCAGAACGACGUGGUGCAUAAAAGGGUGCCCAGUGAAGCACAUCAUCCCACAAGCCAGGACUACAGAUCCACUCAGGUCCUGUGGCCGAGAGAGGACCAAGAGGAGCAGAAGAGACAGAGACGCUCUCAGUUCCUGAAGUAUCGCCGUCUUUACAUGGACGUCGAGCGCGAGCAGGCGAAGGAGCACCAGAGACGCAAGAAACAUCUGAGGAGAAUCGCCAGAAUUAAGGCAGAAAAGGAGCAGCAGAGGGAGGAGGAGGAGAGGAGGAUGGAGCGUGCCCGGCAGCAGGAGGAAAGCCGGAGGCAGCUGGCCGAGAGGGAGCUCCUCAUUCUGGAGCGACUCAGGCUGGAGGAAGAGGAGCAGCAGCAGGAGGAGGAGAAAAGAGCACGAGUGAAGAAAUCCAAAGAGACUACGAGGUACGUCGAAGCCUUACGAGCUCAAAUCAAGGAGAAGCUGGAACAGGAGAAAGUCGAGCUUCCUCCGCUCUGCUGCUGCGGCGAGAGUUUUUGGGAUUCGCACCCUGACACUUGUGCCAACAACUGCAUUUUUUACAACAAUCCAAAAGCUUACGCUCAGGCCCUGCACUCGGUCCUGUUGAGCUGUGAGCUGUGCGAUGGUGGCGCCGGACCUGGAGGCUUCACACGGAAAAUCGUGCGCACGCUGACACACCAAGGCGCAAAUUUCAUUUAAUGCAAGCGUUUACAAAUACCUCAGAAUGCAUUAAUGAAGAAAUAGAUUUUUUUUUUUUUUUUUAUUCUGUAUCAGUUUUUACAGAAUUUUCAAAUGAAGGAAUCAAAUAAAAGUGCUUGACCUGA